Messenger RNA from Saccharomycodes ludwigii, 2562 nucleotides. RefSeq names its product nucleoporin NUP2 (gene NUP2). The transcript has a single exon. Bases 1 to 2562 code for a protein of 853 amino acids. Gene Ontology annotation, cellular component: cytoplasm; nuclear pore. The record is from RefSeq and is a predicted model, not a curated record. Gene Ontology annotation, molecular function: GTPase activator activity; structural constituent of nuclear pore. Lineage: Eukaryota; Fungi; Ascomycota; Saccharomycetes; Saccharomycodales; Saccharomycodaceae. Gene Ontology annotation, biological process: protein import into nucleus; protein export from nucleus.
AUGUCUAAAAGAAUAGCAGGUCAUCAGUUAGACCAUUUAAAUGCAGAUCACUCAUCUGAUGAAGAAAUAAACAUUCCUCAAAGUACCAGAGCUUCCGAAGAGGUUUUAAGAAAAAGAAAAAUUGCUCAACCAAGGAACAAGCUUUUGUCCUUUGAAACUCUAAGAAAGAAGAGUAUUAACAAUGAUAAUAAAACUGAUAUUCCCGCAAAAAUUAAGGCAUUAAACAUCCAGUUUCAGAGUAACAUCAACCAGAGUAUGCAAUCUAGCCAAUUGUUUGAUUUCAGUACUACAUGUGAAAAAUAUUUGGCUUAUAUCAAAACAAUUAAUAAAAAUCAGGGAAAAAACUUUAUUUUACCAUCCCAAUAUAAAACUGACGCAAAAAUUGAAGAGAAACCAGACAAUAAUACAUAUUUGGCUUUGAAUUCAACAAUGCAUACUUCAACAGUUCCAAGUUUACCAAGUACCGAUGAUAUUGAAAAAUCUACUAGAUUUCAAACUGACAACAGCAGUAGUUCUAUUAAGGAUCCUGUCGAUUUAAAAGAAACAAAGAAGUCAAGUAACCUGUUUACCUUUACACCAAAUGGAAACACUUUUAAUACUUUUCCAAAAAACGACACUUCUACCAAUACCGACAGUAAACCAUUUGGUAAAAUCCAGAAUACCGUUACAAAUAAUUCCAUUAUUAACAGUGACGAUUCUAAUAAGCUUGUUGAAAAGCCAACAUUUUCCUUUGGUGUACCAAACAAUGUAGUCAACAAUAGUAGUACUGGUAAUAAGUUGGAUGCUUCUGCUAAUAAACCGGCAGUUGGAUCUACUUCUUUCAACGCCAAACCAGCUUUUUCCUUCCAAACGACUGAUGUUAAAAAAGCGGGAGACAGUAGUACUUCUACAAAACCAGCUUUCACUUUUUCUGCUUCCUUUAACAAUACAAAGCCUGUAUUUUCAUUUACUACACAUUCAACAAAAGAUGCUGAGAAAACCGAAACUAAAAAUGCAAAGGGUCAAUUGGAACCGUCGGCUUUUGGAAGUUCUCUUGCCUCCAACAUUAACCGGAAUGAACCUUUUACUUUUAAACCAAAAGCCAACACUGAUGUUGCAAUUUUAGAAAAAGAUGAUGAAAAAAAGGCCGAAAAAAAGGCUGAAAAAGAUACUGAAAAAACGGAAACUAUUGAACCACCAAAAUUCUUUAGUUCUGAUAAACCUGUUACCAGCUUUUUCAAAUUAGAUAGUGACAAAUUUCCCACUAAUAAUGACAAUACUUCCGACUCGACAGCGGCUUCUUUUACCUUUGCUGGUAAAUCACCAACAGAUAUCUUUAAAAAAUCUGAAAAUAAAGAUAGCACCGCCCAACAUGUUGCUUCCAAUUUGGAUCAAGGAUCUAAGGAAAAAUCGAGAGAAUUGAUUCCUACUUCAACAAAUCAGUUUACAUCAUCUUUGAAUAAAAAUAAUACUCAACCUUCAUCUUCACCUUUCAAUUUCGGUGGUCAAGAUAGUGCCAUCACAACUACGAUUAAUAAACCUGUUUUUGACAUAGUUUCCAAAUCUGAUGUGCCUAGUUCGAAUAAUAAUUCGGAUUCAAAAUCUUCUUCCGAAAUUGUGACUGAUUCACAGUUGCCCCACGAAUCAUCAUCCAGUGUAACUAAAAGCACCCCGCAAACUUUGCCUUUAAUAAGCUCAUCUAAGUCCACCGACGAUAAAACUGGUACCCUUGAUAACAAUUCCACUGUUUCAGCUCCAACAAAGCAUGAGUUUAAACCACCUGUGUUUGGUAAUAAUAGUUCUAAAUCGUUGGAAGAUAAUAAAACAAAGAUCAAUUUUUCUUUUGACAAAAAGAACAAUAAUACUACGACAGCUGAACAUCCCAAAUUGACUUUUAAUUUUAAUGCGAAUGCCACUUCUUCCAAGGCACCAACAUUUUCAUUUACGACAACAAAUAAAUCCAGCGAUGAGGCUAAUAAAAAGACAGAGCCAGCUAAACCACCGCAAGAUUUUUCCUUCAAUCUACCUUUUAACCAAAGUAACAAUGGGUUUGGUAACACCACUGUGACUCCUGAUACCAAGGAUAUCAAUGGUGCUACCAAAAGCACAGAUGAAACAAAACAACAGAAAGAUUCGGUUGGUGAACAAAAUAAGGAAACCAUUCCAAGUGAAAAUGAACAGACAGAUGCCGUUACAAAAAUGGUGGAUGCAACAAACAGUGAGGCAAACGAAAAUGUACUUUUUGAAAAACGUGCUAAAUUAAUGCUUUAUGAUCCAAGCAAUGAAGAAAAAGGACCGUACAUAACAAAAGGUGUGGGUGAUUUCAAAAUUUUGCAGGAUAAAAAAAAUAAAAACAGAACAAGGUUAUUAUUAAGGUCAGAUGGAAUGGGACAUGUGUUAUUGAACACAUAUGUGGUUAAGACAUUUAACUAUGAACCAUUGUCUAAUGAACAAGAAAAUGUUAUAAAGAUCCCAGUUAUUGAUGCCGAAACGAAAAAAGUUUCAACUUAUGUGUUAAGGGUCAAACAAAAAUCCGAUGGUAGGCAAUUAUGUAAAGUAAUUGCUGAUUCUAAAACUUACUAA